AUGAAAUUACUGUGGUGUCUUAUUUACAUUUGUAUAAUAGGAGUUGAAGCAUGGAGUGAUAACAGGCAAAGAAAGUUUAGUAAUGAUUUCAAGUUUGGUGUUUCUACAUCUGCAUAUCAAGUGGAGGGAGCCUGGAAUGUUGACGGAAAAGGUGAAAGCAUUUGGGAUAGAUACUUCCAUGAUAAUCCAAAGGUGAUUACGGAUGGAAGAAAUGGUGAUGAGGCUUGUGAUUCCUACUAUUACUAUAAAAGAGAUGUGGAAAUGCUGAGAGAGCUUGGAGUGGAUUAUUAUAGAUUUUCUAUAUCAUGGCCUAGAGUUCUACCUUCCGGGUUCCCCAACGAACAAAACAAGCUGGGCUUCCAAUACUAUGACAACUUGAUUGACGAACUCCUAAAAUAUAACAUAACGCCCAUGGUGACACUCUACCAUUUUGAUUUACCUCAGAAGCUGCAGGACUUGGGAGGUUGGGUGAAUCCACUUUCCGUCGACUGGUUUGAGGAUUACGCGAAGGUCGUGUUUGAUAAAUACACGAGCAAGGUCAAAUAUUGGAUAACAGUGAACCAGCCGAAUUCAAUUUGCACGUCUGCUUAUGGGGAAGCCGCGAUGGCGCCUGUGUUAAAUAAAGGCGUUUCAGAGUAUGAAUGUACCAAAAAUGUUCUUUUAGCGCAUGCCAAAGCGUACAGACUGUAUGAGAAGGAAUACAAAAAUAAAUAUAAAGGAUCCGUUGGCAUAUCAAUGUCAUUAAAUUGGGCAGACCCAGCUGAUAAUAGCACGGAGAAUGUUGAGGCGACGGAGGUGUUCCGGGGAUUUAAUAUUGACUUAUUUCUGAAUCCAAUAUGGUCGAAGACAGGUGACUUCCCGUCUACAGUCAAGAAAAUCGUGGCCAAAAAGAGCAAACAACAAGGGUUUAGUGAAUCUAGACUCCCCGUGUUGAGUCCUAAGGAAAUCAAACUGCUGAGAGGUUCGGCAGAUUUCCUAGGUAUCAAUCACUAUACGACCGUAUUGGUGAAAACGUCUGACGAAGAUGUCCAAUCGCCGUCGUUCGUAAAUGACGUCGGCGUCGAAAUUGUGCUUGGUGAUAAGUGGAAACAGUCACAGUCCGCAUGGCUAAGAAGCGCUCCAUACGGCCUGUACAAAUUAUCUAUAUAUUUAAACCAAAAUUAUGACUACCCAACCAUAUUUAUAACGGAACACGGCUGGUCGACUAAACCGGGAUUGCGGGAUCGAAGCCGGGUGGAGAACAUGAGACAAUAUCUGAACGCGCUACUUCUCGCUAUUGAAGAUGGCACGAAUGUUAAAGGAUAUACAGUUUGGAGUCUAAUGGAUAACGUGGAGUGGCAAGCUGGUACUAGUGAACGUUUCGGCCUCUACGAAGUUGAUUUUGAGUCAAAAGAUAAGAAAAGAACGGCGAGGAUGUCAGCUCUUGUGUACAAGCGGAUCAUUGAUACGAGAAUUGUGGAAGAAGACUGGGAACCGAAGCAUUUAAACAUUGCCACACUCCAAAGAGACGAGUUAUGA
Molecule: messenger RNA, 1518 nt
Organism: Parnassius apollo (apollo)
Lineage: Eukaryota; Metazoa; Arthropoda; Insecta; Lepidoptera; Papilionidae
Source: the annotation of a GenBank genome assembly